Molecule: messenger RNA, 6173 nt
Organism: Onychostruthus taczanowskii (white-rumped snowfinch)
Lineage: Eukaryota; Metazoa; Chordata; Aves; Passeriformes; Passeridae
Gene: PHLPP1
Product: PH domain and leucine rich repeat protein phosphatase 1
Exons: 19
Coding region: 1-5235 (1744 amino acids)
Molecular function (GO): protein binding
Source: RefSeq, a predicted model, not a curated record
AUGGAGCGCGGGACAAAGUCCUGGGAUAAUUUUGACACAGAUUCAACCCCGCACCGUGAGGGAGCGCCGACACUGCCGGCGAGCCGCGGCCUCCCACCCGCGCUCCCGCCCCGGAGCCUGCGCGGCCCCGGGAAGCCGCGGGACUGCCGGGACUUGCGGCCGCCGCGAGACUACAGUUCCCAGCGACCCCCGCGCGCCGCCCGGGCCGGCUGGGAGUCACGCUGUGUUUAUCGGCGAGGCCCCGCCCCGCCGCGCGAGCGGUGGCGUCACCCUCGCGAGCCUCCCUCGCUCCCCCGUGGGCUGGUUAAUAUUCAUGAGGCGCGCGCGCGCGGGGAGCGGCGGACGGCGGCGGGAUCGCUCGCUCCUCGCCUGGCUGCCUCCCUCCCUAAUGGCGCUGGCGACAGCCGGGCAGCGGGACUGAGCCAGGCACCGGCGGAAUGCUUCCCGCGGCUGCUACGGGAGCCGGAGAGCGGCUCCCCGGGCAGGAGGACUCAGGCGGAGAGCGGCGCGGAGCCGUCGGGCGGCGGCGGGCAGCUGGACGGCAAAGCAGCCGGCGGCCCGCGGCGGCGGCGAGGGGGAGCCGGCGGCUUCGCUCCUCCCGCGGCACUGGCGGCCAGCGGGACUCCGGCGGCCCCCGGCGGGGCCGGCAGCGCUAACUCCUUGCUCCUGCGGCGGGGGAGGUUGAAGAGGAACCUCUCCGCCGCCUCCCCCUCUGCCGGCGGCGCCCCGGCCCCCUCGCUGGGCACCCGCAGCUUGGACAGGAAGGCGCUGCUGCUGCUGAAGCCGCCUCGGCAGCUGCAGCCCCUGCAGCCCCCGGAGCGGGACUGGGUGCGGCGGGACCUGCAGCGGGGCUGCGUCCACGUCUACGAGCGGCACAUGAACUGCUACCUGCGCCCGGUGCUCUGCACCCUGGAGACCACGGCGGCCGAGGUGGCCGCCCGCCUGCAGCAGCUCGGCCACCGGGGCGGCAGCAGCGUGGUGCGAGUGCUGGGCAAGGCGGGCGCCGCCGAGGCGCCGCCCGAGCCCGCGGCCGGGGGGCUGCGGCCGCAGUCGGACGAGAAGCCCAGGAGCCGGCGGGGGAUGCGGAGCGGGCUGUCCGGAGGAGGCUGCGGGGAAGCGGCGCGGCCCGACCGCCUGCCGCUGUGCAGCGGCGCCGAGGAGAGCGACUUGGCCGGCGGCCGGCCGAGCCCGGCGCCCUCCGACUUCAGCCCCGGGGCGCCGCCGGCCGAACUGUACCUUGCCGGGCCGCCGCUUUCUUGCCCUUCCCUGCUGGGGGAGCUGGGGCCGACCGGCUCCGACACCGAGAGCUUCAGCCCCAGCGCCGAGAGCGUCUCCGACCGGCUGGACCCCUACAGCAGCGGCGGCGGCGGAGGCUCGUCCUCUUCGGACGAGCUGGAGGUGGAGCCGGCGCCCCCCGACGGAGUGGAAGAAGCAGGUGCCGAGCCGGGCCGGGGCCCUCCCUGCCCGGGGGAGCUGCCCCCGGGGCGGGCAGUAGGGGUGCCGGCGGGCGCGGCCGGCGGGCGGGAGCAGCCAGCGGGGCCGCCCGCCCUGUAUGUACAGCUGCACGGGGAGACCAGCCGGCGGCUGGAGGCCCACGAGAAGCCGCUGCAGAUCCAGAACGACUACCUCUCCCAGCUGGGCUUCCGGGACCUGUGGCGGGUGCAGGAGGAGGGCAUGGACUCGGAGACCGGCUGCCUCAUCCGCUUCUACGCCGGAAAGCCCCACAGCACUGGCAGCUCCGAACGGAUUCAGCUCUCAGGAAUGUACAAUGUUCGAAAAGGGAAAAUACAUUUGCCAGUCAACAGAUGGACAAGACGCCAAGCUAUCCUUUGUGGAACAUGCCUAAUUGUCUCAUCAGUAAAAGAAAGCCAGACUGGAAAGAUGCAUGUCCUCCCUUUAAUUGGUGGAAAAGUGGAAGAAGUGAAAAAGCACCAGCACUGUUUAGCAUUUAGCUCCUCUGGACCUCAAAGCCAGACCUACUACAUUUGUUUUGAUAACUUCACUGAAUAUCUGCGAUGGCUGCGACAAGCAUCAAAGGUUGCAUCACAACGCAUCAGCUCAGUGGAUCUUUCAUGCUGCAGCUUGGAGCACCUGCCUGCCAACCUGUUUUAUAGCCAAGACCUCACUCAUCUCAAUUUAAAGCAGAACUUCCUGAGGCUAAACCCCAGCCCAUCCACAAGUGGAGCGCUUAGUGAAUUACAAAGAUUCACCAAAUUGAAGAGCCUUAACCUUUCGAAUAAUAAUUUAGGAGACUUCCCACUGGCAGUCUGCAGUAUCCCAACCCUGACUGAACUCAACGUGUCCUGCAAUGCCCUCAGAAGCAUUCCAGCAGUUGUAGGCGAAAUGCACAACUUGCAGACAUUUUUGCUGGAUGGCAACUUUCUCCAGUCCCUUCCCGAUGAAUUGGAGCAUAUUCAUCAACUCAGCUAUGUGAGUCUGUCCUUCAACGAGUUCACUGACAUUCCUGGAGUGCUGGAGAAGCUGACUGCCAUGGAUAAGCUCUGUAUGUCAGGAAACUGCAUGGAUACCCUGAACCUACAGGUGUUAAAAAGGAUGCCUCAUAUUAAGCAUGUGGAUUUAAGAUUGAAUUCAAUUAGGAGAUUGGAGGCCGAUGAAAUAGAUUUUCUGCAUCAUGUGACCCAACUGGAUCUGCGAGACAACAAACUUGGGGAGCUGGACGCAACAGUUUUUAACAACGUGGAAGUGUUACACUGUGAGCGGAAUCAGCUGGUGACCCUCAAAAUCAGUGGCUAUUUUCUCAAAGCUCUGUAUGCUUCUUGCAAUGAACUUGUUCACCUUGAUGUGUAUCCAGUUCCUAAUUGCCUGACUUACAUGGAUAUUUCUAGAAAUCACCUGGAAAACCUGCCUGAGUGGGUGUGUGACAGUAGGAAACUGGAAGUGUUGGAUGUUGGCCACAAUCAGAUACAUGAGCUGCCUGCCCGGUUGUUUUACAAUAGUAGCUUGCGGAAGCUGCUGGCAGGACACAACAUGUUGGGAAGGCUCCCAGAUCGGCUCGAGCGAAUGCAGGUGGAGGUCCUGGACGUGCAGCACAACCAGCUCCUGGAACUGCCAUCCAACCUGCUUUUGAAAGCAGACAGCCUGAGAUUUCUUAAUGCCUCUGCCAACAAACUGGAAAUGCUUCCUCCAGCCACCCUUUCUGAAGAAACCCAUAGCAUCUUGCAGGAGUUGUAUUUGACCAAUAACAACCUCACAGAUAAAUGUGUACCCUUGUUAACAGGCCACCCACACCUGAAAAUCUUGCACAUGGCUUACAAUCGCCUACAGAGCUUCCCUGCAAGCAAAAUGGCCAAGCUGGAAGAGUUGGAGGAAAUCGAUAUUAGUGGGAACAAACUGAAAGCCAUUCCAACAACCAUCAUGAACUGCAGACGUAUGCAUACUGUAAUUGCUCACUCCAACUGCAUUGAAGUCUUCCCAGAAGUCAUGCAGCUUUCUGAAAUAAAGUGUGUGGACUUAAGCUGCAAUGAACUGAGUGAAGUCACAUUGCCUGAAAACCUGCCUCCAAAACUGCAGGAGCUGGACCUGACUGGAAAUCCCAGAUUAGCCCUGGAUCACAAAACGCUAGAGCUUCUGAACAAUAUCCGGUGCUUCAAGAUCGACCAGCCGUCAGCGGGCGACGCGUCGGGAGCGCCGGCGGUGUGGAGCCACGGCUACACGGAGGCGUCCGGCGUUAAGAACAAGCUGUGCGUGGCAGCACUUUCGGCCAACAACUUCUGCGACAACCGGGAGGCCCUUUAUGGUGUGUUUGAUGGGGACCGCAAUGUGGAGGUGCCCUAUCUGCUGCAGUGCACGAUGAGUGACAUCCUGGCAGAAGAGCUGCAGAAAACAAAGAAUGAGGAGGAAUACAUGAUCAACACGUUCAUUGUUAUGCAGAGGAAACUUGGAACAGCUGGACAGAAACUUGGAGGCUCUGCUGUCCUUUGCCAUAUAAAACAUGAUCCCAUGGACCCUGGUGGAUGCUUCACGCUAACCUCAGCAAAUGUGGGGAAGUGCCAAACCGUUCUCUGCCGGAAUGGAAAACCUCUGCCUUUGUCCAGGUGUUACAUGAUGAGCUGUGAAGAAGAGCUGAAGAGGAUUAAGCAGCAUAAGGCCAUUAUCACAGAGGAUGGCAAAGUGAAUGGUGUGACAGAUUCAACAAGAAUCCUGGGAUACACCUUCCUUCACCCAAGUGUUGUGCCGCGUCCUCACGUCCAGUCCAUCACCUUAACUCCACAAGAUGAGUUCUUCAUUCUGGGGAGCAAGGGGCUGUGGGACAGCCUCUCGAUGGAUGAAGCAGUCGAGGCCGUCAGAAACGUGCCUGAUGCGCUGGCGGCCGCCAAGAAGCUUUGCACUUUGGCCCAGAGUUACGGCUGCAACGACAGCAUCAGCGCCGUCGUGGUUCAGCUCAACGUGACGGAGGACAGCUUCUGCUGCUGUGAGCUCAACGGGGUCCCGCCCCCCAGCCCAGGCAUCUUCCCCCAGUCUGUCAACGUGGUCAUCAAGGACAGGCCCACGGACGCGCUCGGGAUGCCGUCUUCGAGCAGCGGCAUGGCUUCCGAAAUCAGCAGCGAGAUCUCCACCUCGGAAAUGAGCAGCGAGGUGGGGUCCACGGCCUCGGACGAGCCUCCCCAGGUGGCCAUGAACGAGAACAGCCCGGCGUACCCGGGGGAGCAGCGCUGCAUGCUGCACCCCGUCUGCCUGUCCAACUCUUUCCAGCGGCAGCUCUCCAGCGCCACCUUCUCCAGCGCCUUCUCCGACAACGGCCUUGACAGCGACGAUGAGGAGCCCAUCGAGGGGGUGUUCACCAACGGCAGCCGCGUGGAGGUGGAGGUGGACAUCCACUGCAGCCGAGCGAAGGAGAAGCAGCUUCUCCAAGUGCCAGUGGAAGCCAGUGACGAAGGGAUCGUCAUCAGUGCCAAUGAAGAUGAGCCCGGCCUUCCCAGGAAAGCUGAAUAUUCUGCCACGGGCACAAUAGGGCGGCGGCGGGGCAACGGCUCCGUGGCACCACACGAGAGGAGCCAUAACUUAAUUGAAGUUGCAACGGAUGCGCCUCUCAGAAAAACCGGGGGCUACUUUGCUGCUCCAGCACAACCUGAUCCUGAUGACCAGUUCAUCAUCCCACCAGAGCUCGAAGAAGAAGUCAAGGAGAUUAUGAAGCAGCACCAGGAGCAACAACAGCAGCAGCAGAAGCAGUAUCCGAUGGACCACCUGGCAGACUAUUAUGACACACCACUAUGACCCACUCUAUUUACUGCUCAGAAAUAAACUAACAAAUAAGGAGACUUGACUGUGAGACCCAGUGGGCUUGCAUUACAGCAGGGGUUUUCCUUUUCCUUUAUAUACUUCCUUUUCCUUAUCCUGCCACUACAGAUAACUGCAGCUUUUCAGUUUGUUAGGUUUAAUAUUCAUUGACUUUCUUCUAGAGACGCUUGACUGGUAAAGUUUAAAAUAGUUAACCCUCCCUUAACAUAUCAAGUGUAAAAACAGGAAAACAAAACAAAAAAUAAUAAAAAGGUUUAAUAUAUUGCUGAGAAACAGAUGAUGAUGUAAUAUUUUUUAAAAUGGCUUGUUUGUUUUGUUUGAAAAGCAGGGCAGUAGCCAGUGCUAAAUGAUUUAAGUAAUAUUGUAAUACUGUAUUUCUUUGAGAGAAAAGGCUUUUUUUGGUCUUGAAAAUGAUAGACAUUUGUAGAAUAUGGAGACUAACUCCUAGGAGUUGCUUUACUCUUUCAGGUGACUUAAGUCACUGAGAUUCACUAAUUUUCUCUGAGAGAACAGUUGAUUGGGAAAUUCCUGUAAAUAGCUCAGUGUUGUAUAGUGAUGCUUACAUGUUUUGUAGCCUUGGCAUUAAGGACACAACCUGAAAAACUGACCUUUUUUCUUAAGCGACUCUUUGGGCCAUGGUCAUUAAGCGUAAUGGACUGUGUGGCUGUGUACAAGUUAGCUAGAGCCCAGGUGGUGUAGACUGUUCAAAGAAACCCACUUUUUCCUCCGGUCUCUUUCUUUCCUUACUUUUACAGACACGUUUUGUUUGUGUUCCUUACUGCUGCCACAACCAGCAUGAUUGUAUAGAGCUCAUUUGCUGUAGAACAUUUACAUACCGAGAGUUAUAUUAAAGCCGAAUGCACAAAUGAACAUGUCAUAAUUUUUGUUAUAAUAAAUAUAAAAUUUACACCUGA